Molecule: messenger RNA, 5659 nt
Organism: Terrapene triunguis (Three-toed box turtle)
Lineage: Eukaryota; Metazoa; Chordata; Testudines; Emydidae
Gene: SLC8A3
Product: solute carrier family 8 member A3
Exons: 7
Coding region: 156-2903 (915 amino acids)
Biological process (GO): calcium ion import across plasma membrane; cell communication; sodium ion transmembrane transport
Cellular component (GO): sarcolemma; postsynapse; axon
Molecular function (GO): calcium:sodium antiporter activity
Source: RefSeq, a predicted model, not a curated record
CACCAGAUGCAAUGAGCUCUGUUUAAGAACCGGCAGGAUCUGCAUUGGGGAGCAAGCAGCCCCCCCCCACCAGGAAGUCAGAAAGGCAACCAGGAGGGAUACUUGGCGUUUUCAGAAGACUGUUGCAUCUACACAGUGGAAGUCAAAUUUUGUGUAUGGCGUGGUUAAGGUUGCAGCCUCUCACCUCAGCCUUCCUCCACUUUGGGCUGGUUACCUUUGUGCUGUUUUUGCAUGGUUUGCAGGUGGACGCUGGCAUAACGGGAGAGUCUCUAAGUACAGGACAAAACAGUUCGUGCUCAGGAUCUUCCGAUUGCAAGGAGGGUGUUAUCUUGCCAAUAUGGUAUCCAGAAAACCCAUCCCUUGGGGACAAAAUUGCCAGAGUUAUUGUUUAUUUUGUGGCACUUAUCUACAUGUUCCUCGGAGUCUCCAUCAUUGCAGAUCGUUUCAUGGCAUCGAUAGAGGUCAUUACAUCACAAGAAAAAGAGAUUACAAUCAAGAAACCAAAUGGGGAGACCACCACGACUACCAUUCGGGUUUGGAAUGAAACUGUUUCCAACCUGACCCUGAUGGCUCUAGGUUCUUCUGCUCCUGAGAUUCUUCUGUCAUUGAUAGAGGUAUGUGGCCAUGGAUUCAUAGCCGGAGACCUGGGGCCCUCUACCAUUGUUGGCAGUGCGGCUUUCAACAUGUUUAUCAUCAUAGCCAUCUGCGUUUAUGUGAUCCCGGAUGGGGAAACCAGAAAGAUAAAACACCUGAGGGUGUUCUUUGUCACAUCUGCAUGGAGCAUCUUUGCUUAUAUCUGGUUGUACAUGAUCCUUGCCGUCUUCUCUCCAGGUGUGGUGCAGGUCUGGGAAGGCUUGCUCACGCUGUUCUUCUUCCCUCUUUGUGUCCUCCUGGCUUGGGUGGCAGAUAGAAGGCUGCUCUUCUAUAAGUACAUGCACAAAAAGUAUCGUACUGACAAGAACAGAGGCAUUAUCAUUGAGACAGAAGGUGAACACCCUAAGGGAAUAGAAAUGGAUGGCAAGAUGAUGAACUCCCACUUUCUGGAUGGAAAUUUAGUAACUAUGGACGGGAAAGAGGUAGAUGAAUCUCGCAAAGAGAUGAUCCGGAUCCUUAAGGAUCUGAAGCAAAAGCAUCCAGAAAAGGACUUGGAUCAGCUGGUAGAGAUGGCCAACUACUAUGCCUUAUCUCACCAGCAAAAGAGCAGAGCUUUUUACCGCAUCCAAGCUACCAGAAUGAUGACUGGAGCUGGCAACAUUCUGAAAAAGCAUGCGUCCGAGCAAGCCAAGAAAAGCACCAGCUUGCAUGAGGUGCAGGCAGAUGAACCUGAGGAAUUCAUCUCCAAAGUUUAUUUCGAUCCUUGCUCCUACCAAUGUCUUGAGAACUGUGGUGCUGUCCUCCUGACGGUGGUGCGGAAAGGGGGCGACAUGUCCAAGACCCUCUAUGUGGACUACAAAACGGAGGAUGGCUCUGCCAAUGCUGGUGCUGACUACGAGUUCACAGAGGGAACUGUGGUCUUGAAGUCAGGGGAGACCCAGAAGGAGUUCUCUGUGGGGAUCAUUGAUGAUGACAUCUUUGAGGAAGAUGAGCAUUUCUUCGUGCGGCUUAGUAACCUCCGCGUGGUUGAGACUGAGGGACCUGCCGAGCUCAACAAUUUGCCAUACCCAAAGGCCAUACUGACUUCUCCUUGCGUGGCCACAGUGACUAUCUUGGAUGAUGACCACGCGGGCAUCUUCACAUUUGAGUGUGAUGUGAUGCAUGUCAGUGAGAGCAUUGGCGUGAUGGAAGUCAAAGUCCUUAGGACAUCAGGUGCUCGAGGUACAGUCAUAGUCCCAUUUAGGACAGUAGAAGGGACAGCAAAAGGAGGUGGAGAGGAUUUUGAAGAUGCUUAUGGGGAGCUGGAGUUCAAGAACGAUGAAACGGUGAAGACCGUAAGGGUUAAAAUAGUAGAUGAGGAGGAAUACGAAAGGCAGGAGACUUUCUUCAUUGCCCUUGGUGAACCGAAAUGGAUGGAACGAGGAAUAUCAGAAGUGGCAGAGAGGAAGCUGACCAUCGAAGAGGAGGAAGCCAAGAGGAUUGCAGAGAUGGGGAAGCCGGUGUUGGGCGAGCAUCCCAAACUAGAGGUCAUCAUUGAGGAGUCCUAUGAAUUCAAGAGUACCGUGGACAAGCUGAUUAAGAAGACAAACCUGGCUUUGGUUGUAGGGACACAUUCCUGGAGGGACCAGUUCAUGGAAGCCAUUACUGUUAGUGCAGCGGGUGAUGAAGAUGAGGAUGAGUCUGGUGAGGAGCGCCUGCCAUCCUGCUUUGACUACGUCAUGCACUUCCUGACCGUCUUCUGGAAGGUGCUCUUUGCUUGCGUGCCACCCACAGAGUACUGCAAUGGCUGGGCCUGUUUCGUGGUGUCCAUCAUGAUCAUUGGCAUGCUCACUGCUGUCAUUGGGGACCUCGCUUCCCACUUCGGCUGCACCAUUGGCCUCAAGGACUCGGUGACUGCUGUUGUCUUUGUGGCCUUUGGCACCUCAGUACCAGACACUUUUGCCAGCAAAGCAGCCGCCAUCCAGGAUGUGUAUGCUGAUGCUGCCAUCGGCAACGUCACGGGCAGCAAUGCCGUCAACGUCUUCUUGGGCAUCGGACUGGCAUGGUCCGUGGCUGCCAUCUACUGGGCUUCCCAGGGACAAGAGUUCCAUGUGUCAGCGGGCACGCUGGCCUUUUCCGUCACGCUUUUCACCAUCUUUGCUUUUGUCUGCAUCAGUGUCCUGCUGUACCGGAGACGGCCUCACCUCGGAGGGGAACUAGGAGGCCCCAAGGGGUGCAGACUUGCCACAACUUUGCUCUUUGUGAGCCUGUGGCUCCUGUACAUUCUUUUUGCCACGCUGGAGGCCUAUUGUUAUAUCAAAGGGUUCUAAGCCGUGGAGAGAUGAUGAAGUCGGGGGGGAGGGAUCCCCCUCCUCUGUUACCUCAUUGGACACCAGUCCUCCAAGUGUUGUUAAACCAGAAGUGACAGCUGUCUGAUUCCACAGUUGCCCAGACAGGAGGACAACUGAGCUGCAAGAAGGGCAAAAUUAUCAUGAAACAAAAACAAGUUAAAAAAUACAAAAUAAAUUUAAGGUAUUUAAAUAAAUCAAACAAAAUAAACCCAGUCACUGACCCCAGUCAGUGAUAUUGAGAAUCUUCAGCCACCUUCAAAGAUCACAUUUUCUUUAUUUUAUUGUUUCUUUUUUCUCUCCUCCAUUAUGAAAUGGUAUCAUGUAUUUCUAAAUAGGUUGAGAAUUACAGAAAUAAGUUGGAUCAAGGUUUUGCGGGGGAGGGGAGGAAACGUUGCUUUAAGUUUUUUUUCUUCCUUUAAAUAGACAAAAAAAUGUUAAAAAUCAAAACCAAAAGCUUCAAGCUGCCAUCAGUGCUGGAGUUGAACCAUGCAUUUUUUGGAAGCCACAAAAACAAUGUCAUAGUCAAAUGACUCGCUGUUAUCUGUUUCUCCCUUUCAUUUCUUUAAGUAUAUCAUGAGACUGAUGUAUUUCAAAUGCAAAUACAAACACACACGCAGGAAAAUACAAUGAUGAAGGCUGGAGCAUGGAGCAACCCACGCACCAGCCUGGGAUUUACAAAAAAAAAAAAAAAGACCUCUCACAUAAUAUGUAUCCUGUAUAUUUGGAGUAUGGCAUCUCUCUUUGUGUAAAAAAACUUAAAACCUGUGGUACUGCAGGGAGAGGAAAAUACGUUCAUUUAGAAAAGGUGAAGAAAUGAACAGAUACACAGACACAGCCUGCAAUGUGGGAAAAAGGGAGCUAGGGAAACCAGGGCACAUCCCUUAGGAUCAUAAUGGUAUUGUGUUUGAUUUGUGGGAGAGCAGCAGGGUGUUCCUUUUUGCUUUAAAGUGAAGGUGAAUUCAUGUAAAUAAUUUGCGGUUCUCACAUUUUGGUGCAUACGAGAAGCUUUGAGGCAUAACAUGCCACUCAAAGGUUUCUAAGCAUCAUCUUAAAGGGUUUACUUUGUCCUUAAAAACACACAUGUUUACCAAAGGGAAAAGGAUCAUGAUGCCUCUUCAUAACUCCUCUCUUGGCAUCAGGGCCAGUUGAUUUCUUUACAUCUUUAAGGCCAAAUAUGUCCUAAUGGAUGAUGACCCACAUCUGGUUACUGUAACUCACUGGGAUCGGAUAUGCUGAGCAAAGAUGACACCAGUCUCUUUUUCGGGGGGAAAACCAAAACCAAAUCAAAACCAUAUGACAGUAUUUUUCCAGUGCAAGGGUCAUUUCCCAUUUUGAUUUGUAUCAUGUCUGCCAAUUUGCUCCUUUAACACCCUGUUGUUACAAGGAUCAGUGCUCCACUCGUGGUCUUUGCUAGGUUGAGAGGUACAGUAUGGUCUUAAAAACUGCCUCAGAUCUUAGGACUUCUGUGUCAUCUUAAGUACAUUCUAGAAAAGCACCCUUUUAAUUUUAAGUGCAUUUUUUAAAGAAAAAAUAAAAAGGGGGAAUACAAGCAAGAUCUCAUAUCAUGAAUUACAUCAACAGCUGCGAAUUGAAAUGUUGGGUUGGUAAAAGAAAAAAAAAAAGCUAUACUUAUAUCUAUAUAAACAUAUUAUCUAUAUACAUAUUUCUUAAGUGCAAGAACUGGAAGAGGGCAUUGCAGCUUCAUUCUUUUUAAAGUGUUUUUAAGAUGAAGAUGUUUUCUUCUGUCAAAAACUUAGGUACUGUAAAGGGAAAUGUCUUCUUCGUAAAUUUCACACUCAUUAAACAAACCUGGAGCAUUAGAGAGUAAACCAGGCAAUGGAAAGAGGUCCUUCUCUACCUGUCUUUUCAUAAGAAUGAGCCAAUGCGCUGAUAAUGCCUUAAAGGCCGGGCAAAAGCACACAGAGGGAAAAUAGAGAUGGGACUGAGAAUUGUGUUGUUUUGUUAUGGAAAAGAAGAUGCAAAAUGAUCUCAGAUGUACGGAAGAGCGUGAAAAUUAUCCUUAAUUGACAAAUGAAAUAUUUAUUUUCGUACAGAUGUGUCUCAAGUAUAUAUAUAAAAAGUGUGAGAGGGGAAGGAAAGAUUCUUCUCUCUGAUAUGAUAUGAGCAGUGGGCGCUUUGUCUGUUGAAACUAGCGGUGGGUGAACAAUAAAAGGUGUGAAUCCAAUAAGCACCCAAGUUUUCUGAAUGCUUAUCCUCACUUUAUCAGAGCUUUUUGGGUCUGCAACAUCAGGCAAGAAAACUUACGAGAACAGGUUGUCUACGGAGAUUUUCAGUAUAUCUUGCUUCCAGAGUGCCAAGAAAUACAAGAUCAGCUUUUGUUAACUUAUUUCAACAUUGCAACUCUCAUCCUGGCUGUGACUCAGCAAGCAGAAGGGCAAGAAAUUGAAAACACAAAGGUUUGGAAAAAAAACUUGGUUUGAAUUUGGGGCAGAGGUUCAGACGGGUUCUUAUUUUAUCCAGACCGGUUCUCCCAUUCCUAGUUGAAACCUGGCUUGGGUAUUUGAAAUGCUGUUAUGUUGCUUGUGCUGUAUCAAACACAUGCUUUUCAUCUGCUUCUUUAUUCAGAUCACUUUGUCGGGGGGGUGAGGGAGGGUUAGCGGGAGGAGGGAGGACUAUGCUAGUGCCAAUCUCAUAGUUACUUUGCUGCCCUUACAUACACUGAGAAAAACUGCUCCAGGCCAAUAACAUCUGUGGAGUGUUUCUUUCUUUUAUUU